Molecule: messenger RNA, 3127 nt
Organism: Cuculus canorus (common cuckoo)
Lineage: Eukaryota; Metazoa; Chordata; Aves; Cuculiformes; Cuculidae
Product: CCN family member 2
Exons: 5
Coding region: 106-1155 (349 amino acids)
Biological process (GO): cell adhesion; signal transduction
Cellular component (GO): extracellular region; extracellular matrix
Molecular function (GO): heparin binding; integrin binding
Source: RefSeq, a predicted model, not a curated record
UUAAAGAGGAGCUGGUGUGCAACUUUCUCCAAAGAGAGACUAGAAACGCCAAAGGAGGAGGUAGUCAACCUGCAGUCUGGAUCCCCUCCCUUCCCUUUACUCAGGAUGUCUGGCAUCUUGGGGACAGUGACCUGGACCCUGUUCCUCCUCCUCCUCGCACUGGGCUGGGUAGAACCACAGGCCUGCAUGUAUCCAUGCCAGUGUCCCUCACAGCCUCUGCAGUGCCCCAUUGGCACCAGCCAUGUGUUGGAUGACUGUGGUUGCUGCAAGGUGUGUGCCAGGCAGCUUGGUGAGCUCUGCUCCCCGCAGAAACCCUGCGAUCAUCACAAGGGACUCUACUGCGACCUCUCCAAAACCCAAAGAAACAGCGGGAUCUGCUUAGCUCACGAGGGCAUGACUUGUGACCUGCUGGGCAAGAUCUACCGCAACGGGGAGAGCUUCCAGCCCACCUGCAAGCUGCAGUGCGUCUGCAUGGACGGGGCCAUUGGCUGCAUCCCGCUCUGCUCUGAUGACCUGCAGCUGCCGUCCCCAGAGUGUCCCAACCCCCAGCGGGUGAAGCUUCACAAUAAUUGCUGUGAAGAGUGGAUUUGCGGGGAGCCCAGCAAGGAAAACCACUUUGAACCAGCCAUGGCAGUUUUCAGGGAGGAUCCAGCACACAAGCCAGAGCAGAACAACCUGCAGGAGAGCUGCUUGGUGCAGACCACCCAAUGGAGUGCUUGCUCCAAGAGCUGUGGCAUGGGCAUAUCUGCCCGAGUGACCAACAACAAUCCCCAGUGCCGCCUGGAGAAGGAGACACGGCUCUGCAUGGUCCGGCCCUGUGACUUCCCUGUAGAGAACACCAAGAAGGGGAAGAAGUGCAUACGGACCCCAAAGCCACGUCAGAGACUCCACUUCAAGUUUUCGGGCUGCACCAGCACCCGUUCCUACCGGCCUAAGUUCUGUGGCAGCUGCACGGACAGCCGCUGCUGCACCCCGUACGUCACCAGCACUGUGGAGGUGGAGUUCCACUGCCCUGAGGGAGACUUCUUCCAGCGGAAGAUGAUGUUCAUCAAGAUGUGUUCCUGCCACUAUGACUGCCCUCGAGACAAUGAUAUCUUCCUGGACACGUACCGCAGAAGGAUGAUUGGAGACCAUGUGAAGACAGAGAGGCAGUAGCCCUCUCCGUGCCAGGCCAAGGUGUCGAGAGGGCUCUGCAGCACUUUUAUGGCUGUGUCCCAGGAUGGUGCAGCCUCUCCCCUCUCUGUGAGGGGCUGUGCUUUCAGAACAGCACCGGUUGUCACCAGUGGUCCCAGUGGCCUUCCGAACAAGCUGAGGUGUGUGGGGCAACAGCUCCAGUCUCCUGACCUUCACCCAUGGUGGUGCAAAGGUCAGUGAAGGAACCAGAAAUAGGCUUGAGCUGCAAACUUGAUCCAUAUUCCCACUGACCAGAUGGGAAAAUGGAUCAAAAUCGCUUGGCUCCAGCUUGUCUCCAGCCAAGAGCACAGUAAAUAUGAUUCCCCGUGGCCACUGCCAAAACCACGCAGAAAAGAGAAAUGGGAAGCUGAGGAGGCCUGAGGUAAAGCUGAGCUCUGCAGCCUGUUUUCCAGCAGAGUGGGGCUCUGCUGCCUAGUGGUACAAAGCUUCUUGGCAAUGAGAGUGGUCCUGACCCUGUGCUGGGCUCUGGCUGAGCUUUCCAAUUAUUUUUGGCUAAUUGGGUCCAACCAGUUGGCAAAAGCUCUCCCCUAUCCUUGUGCCCACCUUUCAACCUACCACAUGCUUUCCCAUCAGCAGCUUUGUUCCAGAUCCAUUUGCUUCUGGAGAGGCUGGAUCAUCUGCUGGGUGACCGGUUCUCUGGGUAGCUCGAGACCUGUUAAAUUUCUUUUGGCCUCAUGUGCCUGUGAGGGUGACACCAAAGACGAGGAAACCACAUUGUGUAGUGUCACUGCAGGACAUGGAGUGUGGCUCAAGGUCUCCUAUAGGAGAGCUGAUCCCAGAAGGGGGGUUCUGAUAGAAGAAAGGAUCCGGUGAGGCUGUGGCUUUGCCUUGGUACUGGCAGGGCAGCCUUGCUUAGGGCCUGUUUCAGACCUGAGGAGCAAUUCCAUCGUGAAAUGGGAGUGAGCCAGGCUGGAACGUGUCCUCUGCAGGUGCUGCUCCUGGCAGGUUUUAGUGCCGUGAUGAGCUUGUCCUGUUGUCCCUUGGAGCAAUCUCUUCUGAAACAGCUCCAGGGUGGAAGAGGGACUGAACUCCAUGGACUCACACAUCCUCAGUGGGGCUGCAGCUGCAAUUCAGCUCCAGAGUCUUUGCUGGUGGGUUGUAAGUUGGAGGAACCCGAACUCGGGUCUCCCUGUGGAGGUUAAGGCACUGGCAAGAAAAAGACCUGUAUGUGUAAAUGGAGCAGAUCUGGAGUUACUGGGGCAGCAGCAUGGAAAGCUGCAUGGUGCUGGGCUCUCCAGUGGUGGAAUUCCCUUCUUGCCAAAGCUGUGCCAAAGCUGUGCAGAGUCUCAGUGUGAUGACUGCCAGCCUGUAGCUUCAGGAGAGACCACCGACACAGGAUCAGUCCCAUACACCCCAGCCAGCACCAGUGCAGCCUCAGCAGCUCCAAGUCCUCAAGUCCUGUCUGUUGUGUUUAGUUUCCGCCGAUUUUAGCAGAAACAUCCAGGUAAAAGCCCAGUCUCAUUCCUUAAAUCUUCCCUGCCAUCCUCCUUUGCCAGUCACUGGAAAUUAGGAUGAAUUCUGUCCCAGCUGGGCAGGAGCAGGGGCCACCUGGCAGCAUCGAGGCUUUUCCCUACCUCAAAGUGGAAUCUGAUGCCAGGGGACAAUUCCCAUGGUCCAUAAAUGCUGCCUGCAGCCGAGAACUCUGCUGAAGCGCCAGAUCGGGAUCUGUGUCCCAACUCAGCCCCUCUUCUCUUGCAUUCUCAGCCUGCAGGAGUGUAUGAGCCUUCAGCCUCCUGUUGCCUGUAAUCAAUUUGAACUGUAAAUAAUCUACCUGACAUUGGUUGCUUUCCAAGGAAUCUGUGCAGUUUCUGUAUCCUUUUAGCCUAACCUUCCUCGGGGUCUCCUCUCCCUGUGCCCCCAGCUCUGCUCUGAACUUUUCUCCUGCCGUUUAUGUGGCUUCCAAGUGUAAAACUGCACUGGGGCUGCACUUGAC